Diprion similis is the source of this 1797-nucleotide messenger RNA. Its product is annotated as sialin-like. Gene Ontology annotation, biological process: transmembrane transport; monoatomic anion transport. The transcript is spliced from 9 exons. Gene Ontology annotation, molecular function: transmembrane transporter activity. The record is from RefSeq and is a predicted model, not a curated record. NCBI's taxonomy places the organism in Eukaryota, Metazoa, Arthropoda, Insecta, Hymenoptera, Diprionidae. Gene Ontology annotation, cellular component: plasma membrane.
AUGGAUAUCGCACCGAGAGAAUUAAAGGAGGAGAAGGAAUGUCUGUCCUGCCGAAAUGUACUGUGGUACCUCGUUUUCUGUGGGUUCGCUGUCUACUAUAUGGUGAAAUUGAACCUCAGUCUCACCAUUAUCGCUAUGGUAGUGGCACCUCCGCUCAAGUCAACAGCUUCUGCACAAUGCGCGUCGAAUGAACAGCUAGAGAAUUCCAAUUCGUCCAGCCUGUGGACCAAUGCCACGUCACUCACGAACUCUCGGGAUAACAAGACCACAAACACCUCUAUCACAUCGUGGGACUUGACGCAAACACUGGAACCCAGCCCGUCAAACAAUCAAACCCAAUCAACUGAUCGUUUCUCGUGGAAUGAGUACGACCAAGGUGUGGCUCUCGGUGCAUAUUAUUGGUUUCACUGGAUCAUGCAAUUCCCUGCCGGCCUCUUGGCACAUCGAUAUGGAACUAAGCUGAUCUUUGGAUUGGCCAUUUUUAUCCCUGCUGUGCUAGGUUUCUUGGAACCGAUUUUCGCACGCUAUCAUUUCUACACCUUUGUGCUUUUAAGAGCUCUUCAAGGUGGAGCAUCAGGCGGCUGCUAUGCCUCCAUGCAUUCUAUGACAGCCAAAUGGAUUCCUGUUACCGAAAGAAGCAAAUUUAUCAGUGCGUAUACCGGCGGUUCAGUGGGAGCAGCAAUUGUCUACCCAAUGUGUGCAAUACUCAUAAACACGUUUGGAUGGGAUUCAGUUUUUUACGUUACGUCAGCUCUUGGAAUUAUCUGGUGCGUCGCAUGGUAUUACCUGGCUUUCGAUACACCACAAGAACAUCCUCGUAUUUCAAUGGGCGAGAAAACAUACAUCCUGGAACGAGUAGGGAAUUCCGUAAACGUCAACACUUCUCGAAAAGUCCCAUGGAAAGCUGUUUUGACAUCACGUCCACUCUGGAUAGUAACUAUUGCACACAUAGGCUUUAUGUGGAGCCUUAACAUUUUCAAUUUGGGAAUGCCCUCUUAUUUCAAUUAUGUUCAUGGAUGGAACAUUAAGGCGGUUGGCAUGUUUUCGGCGAUUCCUAAUGUAUUGCGAAUGCUUAUUUCCUAUACAUUUUCGAGUUUUUCGGAUUGGCUGUUGAAAACGGAGAGGAUGUCAAUGAUGUGGCUAAGGAAGUUGGCAAUCCUUUUGAGUUGCGGUAUUCCAAGCAUAAUGCUGUUGGGUUUGGCUUUCAGUGGUUGUCACCCAACCUUAGCCAUCAUAGCCAUGAUGGGAGGUCUAGGGUUGAGUGGUGCCAAUUCCGCUGGAACGCUAUCCGUCACUGUUGACUUGAGUCCAAAUUACGCAAGCAUUCUCAUCGGUAUUAUGAAUGCAUUCGGAUCAAUUACUGGAUUUGUAGCCCCUAUGAUGAUCGGAACCCUGACCAACAAUAACCAAACGAUUGUGCAAUGGCGCCUGGUAUUUCUCAUUACAGUUGCAAUAGUGUUUUCAACUUGCGCAGUGUAUAUAUUUUUUGGAACAUCAAAAGUGCAGCGGUGGAACCAUAAAGAUUAUGAAGAAGAUACCGUAGAGCUUGAGAAGCUUCGGUCAAAAGUGAACAAAGUCAACAGUGAGGAAACGACCGCUAAUAUUUAGAAAAAGAGGGAUAACUGUUCACACACAGAGCUCCAGGAAUGCUCUAUUGCCGAAAGAUUGAAUCCAAUGACCUCAAUGGUCAACGAAGAUUAUUCUGCCGCUCUGGAAAUUCGCUCGACUGCUUAUAGCGCUGCAGGUCCAAGUUCGUCGACGAGAUCAAUGCUGCGACUGGAGAAGUCUGAUCUUUAA